AUGAACCCGAUAAAUGCCCCAUCGGGGCCGGCCUCCUUAUGGCAGGAGGCUCGCAAUAAGGCCGAUGGGCGAAUCUAUUACUACAAUGUCCAGACGCAAGCGACGCAAUGGCAGAAGCCCGUUGAGCUGAUGACCCCAGUCGAGCGCGCGCUGGCGAAUCAACCAUGGAAAGAACAGACUCUUGAUAACGGACGAAAAUACUGGUACCACUCGGAAACCAAGCAAAGUACUUGGGAUAUGCCGGAUGUUUACAAAGAAGCUCUUGCGCAGGCUCAAGUGUCCCAGCAGCCACAAUCAACGGGCCCUACGUUUGUCGCAGGCGGAGUCAAUUCGUUUCCUUCCUACCCACAGCAGCGAGAGCGCGACGAUUAUGGUCGAGGAUUCGGCGACCGACGGGGCGGCUACGGCGCGCCGGAUACGAAUGGAAUGGCAGCAGUUGCCCCCGUGUUAGGCGCGCAGACGGAACCGGAAUAUAACUCGUUCGAUGAAGCGGAGGGAGCAUUCAUGAAAAUGCUGAGACGUCAUAAUGUCCAGCCCGAUUGGUCAUGGGAACAGACAAUGCGUGCUAUCAUCAAGGAUCCGCAGUACCGUGCCCUCAAAGACCCAAGAGACCGCAAAACAGCCUCUGAGAAAUACGCGGUCGAGGUUCGCAUGCAGGAAAAGGAUCGGGCGAAAGAACGAUUCGCUAAGCUCAGAGCAGAUUUCAAUACCAUGCUGAAACGGCAUCCUGAAAUCAAAUACUACAGUCGUUGGAGGACCAUUCGGCCAAUAAUUGAGGGUGAGACUAUCUUCCGGUCUACAAACGAUGAUAAUGAGAGGCGACAGCUCUUUGAAGAGUACGUUUCCGAGCUUAGGAAGGAGCACGUUGAGCAGGAAGCUGUUAAGCGAAAGGCUGCCAUGGAUGAGCUGAUGAAUAUCAUGAAGUCUCUGGAUCUGGAGCCGUACACUCGCUGGUCUGAGGCACAAUCCAUUAUCCAGUCCAACGAGACUGUCCAAAGUGAUACUAAGUUCAAGUCCCUAAGCAAGUCUGAUAUUUUGACCGCUUUUGAGAACCAUAUUAAGGCUCUUGAACGAACAUUCAAUGAUGCGCGCCAGCAGAACAAGGCAGUCAAGCAAAGGAAGGAGCGCCAUGCCCGUGAACAGUUCAUUGAGCUGUUGAAGGAGCUGCGGUCUCACGGCAAGAUCAAGGCUGGUAGCAAAUGGAUGAAUGUCCGUCCCUUGAUCCAAGAAGAUCCUCGAUACCUAGGAAUGCUCGGUAAUGCGGGAUCUUCUCCGUUGGACCUCUUCUGGGAUGUAUUGGAGGAGGAGGAGCGUUCACUGCGUGGUCCGCGGAACGAUGUGUUGGAUGUGCUUGAUGAUAAACGCUUCGAAGUUACACCCAAGACCUCUUUCGAAGAAUUUAACUCUGUCAUGCUCUCUGAUCGCCGGACUGCAGAUUUUGAUGCGGAUAUUCUGCAGCUCAUCUUCCAGCGCGUCCAAGAGAAGGCCCUCCGGAGAAACGAGGAAGAAAAGCAUGCUGCAGACCGCCACCAACGACGGGCCAUCGACGCACUGCGGUCCCGGAUCAAGCAUUUGGAUCCCCCUGUCCGGGCCACUGAUACCUGGGACCAAGUCCAACCUAGGGUUGAAAGACUGGAAGAAUACAAGGCAAUUGAAAGCGACGAACUCCGCCAAGCCGCCUUCGACAAGGUUAUCCGUCGUCUGAAGGAGAAAGAGGAAGAUGCGGAUAGGGACCGCUCUCGAGACCGUGAUCGCGGCAGCCGCCGAGACUACGACCGCGACCACCGAUACCGUGGCGAAAGACGCGGCGCUCCCAGCCGCGUCAGUCGCACCCCCGAACCAGACGCCUACGAAGCAGACCGCCGCAAAGCCCAAGCAGACCGCGAACGCUCCUACCGCAAAGUCAGCGGGUUCUCACCCAGCCGCGACAAACGUGAAGACCGCGAUCGCGAACGAGACCGUGACAGGGAGCGCUACCGCGAACGGGAUCGCGAGCGUGGACGUGACCGUGAAGAACGGGAUCGCGAUCGUGAACGCGAUUGGGACCGCGAACGUAGCACUCGGCCUCUUAGCCACUACGACCGCGAACGUCGUGACCGUGAAGACGAACGUGAGCGACUCUACCGCACCCGCGGGGACCCGCGCGGCGGCCGCGACGAGCUCGAUUACGGUGGUGACACGCCCAGCACGAACGAGCGGCGGCGCAGACGUGACAGCGACUCGGAGAGUGUGGCCAGCCGCUCUGCGAAGCGGUAUCGGCGGGAUCCUAGCCGUGAACGUGAACGUAGUCGAGGCGCAAGGAGGGAUAGGGAUCGGAGGGAGCGGACACCUGCUAGUACAGCUGGUAGUGCUGCACCUGCCCCUGGUCCUGUUGAGGACGCUAAGAAGGUGGAUGACAAGGCUAUUCACUCCGGAAGCGAGGAGGGGGAGAUUGAAGAGGAAGAGUAG
This is a messenger RNA of Aspergillus chevalieri, 2448 nucleotides long. Its product is annotated as snoRNA-splicing protein PRP40. Gene Ontology annotation, molecular function: RNA binding; protein binding. The transcript is spliced from 4 exons. Gene Ontology annotation, cellular component: U1 snRNP; U2-type prespliceosome. The record is from RefSeq and is a predicted model, not a curated record. Lineage: Eukaryota; Fungi; Ascomycota; Eurotiomycetes; Eurotiales; Aspergillaceae. Gene Ontology annotation, biological process: mRNA cis splicing, via spliceosome. Bases 1 to 2448 code for a protein of 815 amino acids.